Saccharomyces paradoxus is the source of this 1668-nucleotide messenger RNA. It is a transcript of the gene PCM1, whose product is annotated as phosphoacetylglucosamine mutase PCM1. Gene Ontology annotation, biological process: carbohydrate metabolic process; UDP-N-acetylglucosamine biosynthetic process. Gene Ontology annotation, molecular function: phosphoacetylglucosamine mutase activity; magnesium ion binding. The coding region runs from base 1 to 1668 and encodes 555 amino acids. NCBI's taxonomy places the organism in Eukaryota, Fungi, Ascomycota, Saccharomycetes, Saccharomycetales, Saccharomycetaceae. The record is from RefSeq and is a predicted model, not a curated record. The transcript has a single exon.
AUGAAGAUUGAUUACGAGCUAUUGCGCAAACUCUACGUUGAUACAUGCCGCACAAAGAAUGUGCAGUACAGUUACGGUACGGCCGGAUUCAGAACACAGGCUAAGGAUUUGGACACGGUCAUGUUCACCACUGGUAUACUGGCGAUUCUCAGGUCGCUGAAGUUGCAAGGUCAGUACGUCGGUGUCAUGAUCACGGCAUCGCACAACCCCUACCAGGACAAUGGAGUCAAGAUCGUGGAGCCAGACGGAUCGAUGCUUUUGGCCACGUGGGAGCCAUAUGCCAUGCAGUUGGCCAAUGCGGCGUCUUUUGCUGCUAAUUUCGAAGAAUUUCGUGCUGAGCUAGUUAAGUUGAUCGAACACGAAAAGAUUGAUUUGAAUACAACCAUCGUGCCACACAUCGUGGUUGGAAGAGACUCUAGGGAAAGUAGUCCUUACCUGUUGCGCUGCUUGACGUCCACCAUGGCCAGCGUCUACCACGCGCAGGUCUUGGAUUUGGGAUGUGUCACUACGCCUCAAUUGCAUUACAUUACCGAUUUGUCCAACAAGCGGAAGCGGGAAGGGGACGCUGCGCCAGUUGCCACAGAACAGGACUAUUAUUCGUUCUUUAUUGGAGCCUUCAACGAACUUUUCACCACGUAUCAAUUGGAGAAGAGACUGUCUGUCCCAAAAUUGUUCAUAGAUACAGCUAAUGGUAUCGGUGGUCCGCAGUUGAAAAAAUUACUGGCCUCCAACGACUGGGUUGUGCCAACGGACCAAAUCGAGGUUAUUAAUGACAGGUCCGAUGUUCCGAAAUUAUUGAACUUCGAGUGUGGGGCGGAUUAUGUGAAGACCAACCAGAGAUUACCGAAGGGUCUUUCCCCAUUCUCGUCUGACUCGCUAUAUUGUUCCUUUGAUGGUGAUGCAGACAGAGUCGUCUUCUACUAUGUUGACUCUGAAUCAAAAUUUCAUUUGUUGGAUGGUGACAAAAUUUCCACCUUGUUUGCCAAAUUCCUGUCUAAACAACUAGAACUGGCUCAGUUGGAACAUUCUUUGAAAAUUGGUGUUGUGCAAACGGCAUAUGCGAACGGUAGUUCCACUACAUACAUCAAAGAUACGUUGCACUGUCCUGUAUCGUGCACUAAGACAGGUGUUAAACAUUUGCACCAUGAAGCCGCCACCCAGUACGACAUUGGUAUUUAUUUCGAAGCAAAUGGCCAUGGUACGAUUAUAUUCAGCGAAAAGUUUCAUCGAAUUCUGAAAUCUGAGUUAUCAAAGUCAAAUGGUGAUACGUUGGCUUUGAGAACUUUAAAGUGUUUUUCUGGAUUGAUUAAUCAGACUGUGGGUGAUGCUAUUUCUGAUAUGUUGGCUGUCCUUGCCACUUUGGCAAUUCUAAAAAUGUCACCAAUGGAUUGGGAUAAAGAGUAUACGGAUUUGCCCAACAAGUUGGUUAAGUGCAUUGUUCCUGACAGAUCAAUUUUCGAAACAACUGAUCAGGAAAGAAAAUUGCUAAAUCCAGUGGGGUUGCAGGCCAAGAUAGACCUCGCGGUAGCCAAGUAUCCCAUGGGAAGAAGCUUUGUUAGAGCCAGUGGUACUGAAGAUGCGGUGAGGGUUUAUGCGGAAUGUCAGGACUCCUCUAAGUUAGAUCAGUUUUGUAACGAAGUUGUGGAGCACGUCAAGGCAUCUGCCUGA